AUGAAGAUCACUGGGGGUCUCCUUCUGCUCUGCACAGUGACCUAUUUCUGCAGCAGCUCAGGGCAUUCUGUUCUGUCUAACCAGGAGGUGGAUUGCAGCAUUUACAAGAAGUACCCAGUGGUGGCCAUCCCCUGCCCCAUCACAAACAUGCCAGUUUGUGGUUCUGACUACAUCACAUAUGGAAAUAAAUGUCACUUGUGUAUCGAGACCUUGAAAAGUAAUGGAAAAGUCCAAUUUCUUCACGAAGGACACUGCUGA
Messenger RNA from Marmota flaviventris (yellow-bellied marmot), 258 nucleotides. RefSeq names its product serine peptidase inhibitor Kazal type 7 (gene Spink7). Lineage: Eukaryota; Metazoa; Chordata; Mammalia; Rodentia; Sciuridae. Gene Ontology annotation, molecular function: protein binding. The record is from RefSeq and is a predicted model, not a curated record.